CGCGCGGGCGGCAGAGCCGUGCGCGCGGCAGAGAGGAGCGGGCGCGCGCUCCCGGUCCCCUCGCAGCCACUUGUCCCCGUCCCCACCCCAGACAUGGCCAGCGGAGGGCUGCAGCUCCUGGGCUUCGUGCUGGCCUUCCUGGGCUGGAUCGGCAUCAUCAUCAGCACCGCCAUGCCCCAGUGGAAGAUGGCAUCCUACGCGGGGGACAACAUCGUCACGGCCCAGGCGCUCUACGAGGGGCUGUGGAUGUCGUGCGCCAUGCAGAGCACGGGGCAGAUCCAGUGCAAGGUGUACGACUCGCUGCUCAAGUUGGAGGGCAGUCUGCAAGCCACAAGGGCUUUGAUGGUGGCUGCAAUACUCUUGGGGCUCGUGGGUUUGUUUGUUGCUGUGACUGGCAUGAAGUGCAUGAAGUGUAUGGAAGAUGACCAAGUCAAGAAGAUGCGGAUGGCUGUCUUUGGUGGGGUGAUCUUCAUCAUUUCAGGUCUGGCAGCAUUGGUGGCCACAUCGUGGUAUGGCAACAGAGUGGCUCGGGCCUUUUAUGACCCUUUCACCCCUGUCAACACCAGAUUUGAGUUUGGGUCAGCUCUCUUCAUCGGCUGGGCAGCUUCAUCUCUGGCCAUACUGGGGGGAUCCUUCCUCUGCUGUUCCUGUCCACGGAGAGAAACUUCAUAUCCACCCACCCGAGGCUACCCAAAAAAUGCCUCCUCCACAGGGAAGGAUUAUGUAUAAUAAAACAAAGAAGAGGAGCCACCAGCACUGGUAGUGAAAGCGUUUUGGAGAGGACACUAUAAUGCCACUGUCCUGAGCAGAGUCCAGGCUCUAGGUUCUGCCUUCCUCUUCUCCCAAAAAUGUGUAUAUUUUUGUAAUCCUCUUUGCUACUGGACAUAACUUCUCCUUUCUCUCCCAGCCCGUGGAGGUAGGCUAGCCUAGGUUCAUAGGUAUUGCCACUGGAAAGAUGAAACCUCCAAGCUUGGGUUAAGUUUAGCAUUUGGGAGUAAAAGGGAAAAUGAUACUGUUUUUAUAGAUGGAUGUUGGUGCUUUUUUUAGGUUUGUUUUUGGUUUUUUGUUUGUUUUUGUUUUUUUUUUUUCUAAAUAGAUGGUAACAAUUCAGUCCCAUAUCCCAUUAAGUUAGAGCCCAGUGUGGUGUGUGUAGAAAUUAAAGGAACAUAUAUUCUAUACAAAAUGAUGAAACCGAUAGCUUAAGGGGAAACAUAAUUCUGGGGGAAGGACUUUAAAUGCAGGAAUGUUUGAAGAGAUGUAAAAUACUCUUGUACUGUCUUAUUGGCAUCAUCUUCAGCACAACACCCUGCUUUCUGGGCAGACAAAGGGUCAGACGCUAUUAAAUUGCAGUGACUUUACAGAAAUCCAUGCUGUCCGUGCACAUGCUGUUGGCCAAAGGAAGAUGAAGUGUAAGGUAGCAACUACAGAAGUUAUCAGACUCCCAAAGCAGCUGCAGGUUUGCCUGGUGCCAGGGAAGAGCUCAAAAAAAAUGAUUGCCUUCUGUUUUCACUGUGUCUCUGGUGGGGCUGUUCCUUAGACACCAAGUGCUGCCAGUGAUUUUCUUCUUGUUCCCACCCUGGUAGCUGAGCUUGAAUCUUUAUCCACUUCUGUGUGUUACAGGUCAGCUUUUAACACUUCUCUCUUUCCUUGGAUCAUUUGGGCUUAGUUUACUGAUCUCUGUUUGCCUUAUGCAGCUAGUUGUGUUAAACCAAACUGAAUGCACUGCCACUCCCUGAUGUUUCCCCAAGGAUACCUCACACGCUGCCAUUCCAUCCUGUAUUUCUCCUAAACACUUUCAGUGAUGAUAUGAAGGCAAAUUCUAAGAAAACUGAUCCAAAGCUUAUGACAUUUUCUUGUAAUCCAAGCUCACCAAAGAGAAAGAAACAAACAUUUUAAAGAUAAAGCUAUCCUUGCAUAUUGAGUCAUAUCCAAAAAAAAAAAAAAGAAAUCAUGCAGUUUAUUAAACGUUCCCACUUCUUCCCCUGAAACACCCAGUCAGUCACUUGGUGUUUACUUAUCCUGGGAGUUAAAUGUUGUAAUUCCUAGAAGGAUGGUACCACCUCUCCAAAGCUCAACCUUUUUGUAUAGAAGGAAAAUGGUUGCUUCUGACCAGGCUUUAUAAUUGUGUAUGUGUUCAGAGGCAUCAGAUCUCUUGAUUUCCUUCUGUAGACAGGGAGAGCCUCUGACUGAGCUAUGUACCACCGUGGUGUUGGUGGUUUGUAGAAACCUUGUACCUCUGUCUUACCUGACUUUUGCAGCAUAAAGUUACUAAAAGAAACCAACCAGAGCAUUGGCUUCAACUUGAGCUGACGUUGGCCUGUACUUGGAGCUGGGUCACAUGUCUUCCAGUUCUCCAUGGGGAAUUGCCUGUGCACAGCAGCUGCCUCGUGAGACCUCUUGUCCUAGGAGGUGGCAGCUCAGGUCACAUUAAAGAGCUGAUGAAGUCUAUGCUUUUGUAUUUGCAUUAGCCCUGAGCCAGGGAGCAGAAGCUUGUAUUGGGAACUUGUAUAAAGUGUUUAAACAAUUUCAAUAAAUGGACUUUUUUUAAGGAAAA
Messenger RNA from Pseudopipra pipra, 2554 nucleotides. RefSeq names its product claudin 1 (gene CLDN1). The coding region runs from base 94 to 729 and encodes 211 amino acids. Gene Ontology annotation, cellular component: bicellular tight junction; plasma membrane. The record is from RefSeq and is a predicted model, not a curated record. Gene Ontology annotation, biological process: cell adhesion; bicellular tight junction assembly. The transcript has 4 exons. Gene Ontology annotation, molecular function: structural molecule activity. NCBI's taxonomy places the organism in Eukaryota, Metazoa, Chordata, Aves, Passeriformes, Pipridae.